AUGGCUCUUGCGUUGAGUGUUGCCAUGGGCUUGGCUUUGGGUGCCAGCCUAGUGACUGCCAGUCCAGUAAAAGCCACCGGCUUGGAACAGAUUGAACAUGUCGUCCUUUUCAUGCAAGAGAACCGUGCCUUUAACCAUUAUUUUGGAACAAUGGCUGGUGUGAGAGGUUUCAAUGACCCGAAUGUUCAGGUCAAUUCUGACGGGCGUUCCGUUUGGUACCAAAACGUUGAUUCGACUUUGUCCAAUGAGACCGACUACCUCCUGCCCUGGUACCUCAACUACCUAGGCGGAAACUGGUCAGAGGCCACUCAAUGCAUGGUUGCAGGAUCCAAUGGUUACGAUGCCAAUCAUUUAGCUCUUAAUGGCGACCUCAACAACCUCUGGGCCACCGAGAACACCCCUUGGAGCUGGGGUUAUUUCAAGAGAGAAGAACUCCCUGUUCACUUUGCCAUGGCCGAGGGAUACACCAUCAACGAUAUGUAUCAGGAGGGCCAGAUUACGGCAACUAACCCCAACCGAGUUACUUGGGUUAGUGGAUCGAUUAAUGCUACUGGUGCUGCGUAUAUUGACAACAAUGAAACUCCUGGAACUACCGGAGCAUACUCCUGCUACCCUCUUACAUGGGAGACAACAUUCGAGGUCUAUGAGCGCCUCAACGUAUCAUGGCAAGUAUGGCAAAACACUGAUAACUUCGACGACAACCCAAAUGCCUGGUUCAAGCAAUACCAAGAUGCUGCUACGGGUUCCUCCCUACACAUCCACGGUGACUCUUUCCAGUACACUCUCGAUGACUUCGUUGCGGCCGCUGCUGCCGGUACUCUUCCCCAAGUGAGCAUCAUCAUCGGUCAGGAGGAGUUGUCCGAACACCCCCCUUGGCAACCUAAGGAUGGAGCUUGGUUGCACCAGCAAAUUUUCGAUGCUGUUGUCAAGAGUCCCAAAUACAACUCUACCGCUUUAUUUAUUUCUUACGAUGAAACUGGCGGCUGGGGUGAUGCUGUUGUUCCCUACCACUCUCCUGCCGGAACCGAGGGUGAAUGGAUUGAGGAUCCCCUUGGUGUUUUCGGCCAAACCUAUACUGGUCCUGGUUUCCGUGUUCCCUCCUGGAUUGUCUCACCCUGGACUCGUGGUGGACGCGUCUUUGGCGAGCACUGUGACCACAACUCUCAGAUUCUGUUUGUUGAGAAGUGGCUCGCAGCCAAGGGCUACAGCGAUGUUGAGCUCACAGGCAUGGCAACUUGGCGCCGUAACAACAUGUGUGAUUUUGUCAAUGCUUUCGACUUUGCCAACCCUGAUUACAGCGUUCCUUCAGUUCCUACUGCAGAGACCCCUCUCACUGACUCUAAAGGCAACUAUGAUGGUGCCAGUCUCUGUGAAUCAACAUACUCCUCUACCAGACCACCAGUGCCAUACGGCAAGCAGACCCUUGAGGAUGCCUUGUACUUCGAAGAUGGGUACAAGCAGGUGAUCGGUUCCUUGACCGAAGGCCGUUAUCUCACCUUUGAAACCAAUGGUUACGCCUUGACCAACCCUGGUUCAAUCAACGGUAAGGUCACUGCAACCAAGAUAACGUCCAAGCACGACAGCAAAAACCAGCGCUGGGUCAUCCACGGUUCCAAUGGCACUUUCCAGAUUUCCAGCGCCUUCGAUGGACAAUUCAUUGGACAGAACGGAAAAUUGGUCGCUGCCAGCAAGCAAGCAAAAUCUGCGGCCAACUUUGAAAUAACAUUUGAAGCUGGGAAGGGAUACACUGUGCAGUACAGCGGUGGCAAGUACUUGACGGUUAAGUCGAAUGGAAGUGUCGAUGCUGCGGCCAACAGUCCUGUCGACUACGAAGUUUACAGUGUGUCUUACCAUAACUAA
This is a messenger RNA of Talaromyces amestolkiae, 1860 nucleotides long. RefSeq lists its product as uncharacterized. Lineage: Eukaryota; Fungi; Ascomycota; Eurotiomycetes; Eurotiales; Trichocomaceae. The record is from RefSeq and is a predicted model, not a curated record. Gene Ontology annotation, molecular function: hydrolase activity, acting on ester bonds. The transcript has 5 exons. The coding region runs from base 1 to 1860 and encodes 619 amino acids.